UCGUCUCUCAGCAGUGCGCAGCCCCAAUCCCAAACCCUCACAGGUUCAAAAAUCGAAUCCGCCGCUGCCCAAAUCUCACAUUCCUCCCUCUCUCUCCGUCUCUCGUCUCCUCCCCCAAUCUCGUCUCCGCCCUCCGCCCCCGAACCCCCGACUCCCCGACCCGAAGAUCUCCGCUCCUCCCGCUCCGCGCCGGCCCCAGAUCGCGGCGAUGGGAGCGGAUCCGGACGCCUCCUCCUCCUCGCCGGCGGCGGCGUCUCCGUCACGGCAGCCGCGACAAGGUACGCGACGCGCGGGCGAGGAAGACCUCCGCGCCGUGGAGUCCGCGGACCACCUGAGUCCGAGCCGCCGCGCGGAUUCGAGCCCUGCGCCGCCGCCGUCGCCCGCGUCCGCCGCGCCGGUGCCCCAGCAUCCCGAAGUGUCAGGCGAGGACGCGGUGCUGGCCAGCGAGGAGGCGGUGGAGGAACAGCCCGCCCUUGAGGAGGUGGUGGUGGAGGCGGAGGCGGCUGUUGCAGGAGGAGAUGGGGAGGCUCUCCGCAGCUUCUUGGAGGAAUUCGGGGAUCAAGCAGAUGAUUAUAUUAUCCCAUCUCCGCGCCUGAAGGGGAUCGCAACUCCUGACUGCCCUGCUGCCCUUCAAUUCCUAGGGGGGAGGUACAAUAGCCUGAUGGAGAAGCACAACAGCCUGAUGGAGAAGUACAAGCAGCAGGUGGCUAAGUGUGCCGAGGAGUGUGCACCAAGGUUUGAUGGCUUGAAGAACAAGUACACGGUGGAGUGUGCAGAGCGGCGGCGUUUGUACAAUGAGCUCAUCGAGCUGAGGGGAAACAUCAGGGUAUUCUGCCGGUGCCGCCCUCUAAGUUCCGACGAGAUCUCCCGUGGCUGCUCAUCAGUGGUUGAGGUUGACCCGUCCCAGGAGAUGGACCUUCAGUUUGCUCCCACGGAAAAAGAGAGGAAGACCUUUAAAUUUGACCAUGUUUUUGGACCGGCUGAUGAUCAAGAGGCUGUAUUUGCUGAGAGCCUGCCAGUCGUGAGAUCAGUGAUGGAUGGUUUCAAUGUAUGCAUCUUCGCAUAUGGGCAAACUGGAACAGGGAAAACCUUCACUAUGGAAGGUGUUCCAGAGAAUAGGGGUGUUAAUUAUAGGGCUCUUGAAGAACUGUUCAGGAUCUCAGAGGAGAGAAGCUCAUCUGUCUCGUACUCAUUUGGUGUGAGUAUCUUGGAAGUCUAUAAUGAAAAAAUCAGGGACCUUCUUGAUGACAACUCUGAACAAACAUCAAAAAGGUUGGACAUAAAGCAAAGUGCUGAUGGGGCACAAGAGGUGCCUGGCUUGGUUGAAGCUCCAAUUUCUACAAUAGAUGGUGUGUGGGAGAAACUGAAAGCUGGCGCUAGAAAUAGAUCUGUUGGAUCAACCAGUGUCAAUGAACUGAGCAGUCGCUCCCAUAGCUUGGUUAGGGUCACCGUUACAAGUGAGCAUUUGGUGACUGGGGAAAGGAGCAGAAGCCACAUGUGGUUGGUUGACCUUGCUGGAAGUGAGCGCUUGGCUAAAACUGAAGUAGAAGGAGAGAGGCUGAAGGAGGCAAAGUUCAUCAACAAGUCACUCUCUGCACUGGGUGAUGUUAUCGCUGCCCUUGCCUCCAAAAAUGCCCACAUCCCAUAUCGGAACUCCAAGCUAACUCAUCUGCUCCAAAGCUCAUUAGGUGGAGAUUGCAAGACACUUAUGUUUGUGCAGAUAAGUCCAAGCUCUACAGAUUCAGGAGAAACUUUGUGCUCACUAAAUUUUGCUAGUAGAGUUCGAGCUAUUGAACAUGGCCCUGCCCGUAAACAAGUGGAUCCAGCUGAAAAUUUCAAGAUCAAGCAGAUGGCCGAAAAGCUCUGUCAUGAGGAAAAGGAAAAUGCGAAGUUGAACGAAAGCUUGCAACUGAUGCAACUCAAGUAUGCUUCUCGUGAGAAUGUCUUCAGAACUCUUCAUGAUAAGAUAAGGGAGACUGAGCAAGCCUGCAGAACUCAUCAGCAGCGGGCUAGAGAGCUGGAGAAUGAAUUAGCUAAUGAGAAGAAGGCUGCGAGGGAUACGGGUAAAUCCACGAAGCCAUCAUUUGCCGCUCCUGUGAGGCAGAGACCACCACUUGCUCCUAUGAGGCAGAGACCACCAAGCAACAACAUGCCACAACCUUCAGGCCCUUCCAGAGUGAGGUUCGCUGGUAAGGGAUCUUCAGUUCAGAACAAAGAGAACAUCCCUACGACGAACAAAACCAUUGUGGACAAGACUGCUGGCAAAGCACGGCGUGUAUCUUUAGUUCCCAUGAUGCGACAGAUCCCUCUCCAGCCUAAGAGGCGAUCCUCGAUUGCGAUCCUACCAAGCGAGAGAGAGCGGAUGUCCAUAUUUCCCGAGAAGAAAGCAAUGUCACGGCUGUCCCAUGUCCAAAUGUCAAGAACAGCAAGACCACAGGCGACUUUUAACUCAAUUCCAGAAACACCACAGGCAGCAGUCGACGCAACUCCAGAUGUCAGAGGAAAGUUUAGAAGAAUGGAGUUCGGCAGCAGCAGCAGGUUCUCAAGCCCUCCAACGCUGUCCAUGCGGAAGUCAAGGAACAAUAUCUCGUCUCCACAGCAGAGGUGUAGGCAGCAGUCAGGGUCUGGAAAUGCCAGCAAGCUAUGCUUCAGUAUCCAGAAAAGAGUAGCUCUUGGUUCACCUGCUCCAGCAAGAACAACUUCCCUGACGUCUGGUACUGGCAUCUUUGAUCCAGCUCUGCGUGAGCAGAUAAUGGCAGGGAGAUUCGGCAAUGCGCAGCGGGUGUUCAACGCCAAGAGGAGAAUGUCCGUCCUCUAGGGGGGGCGUGCGUGCUUGGGAGGUGAAGAAGAUCCAGUUUGGAAUGUUGAAACAACAGUGCGGAACCGGGAUACUGAAGGAACGUGGCACUUUUGCUUCCUCGGAGAAGACCAACCAUGGCUGGGGCGGGAGCUUGUGUUGAUAAGAGAACUUGUAACUUGUGUUAGGGUUCUCUUGGCGAUGAUAAAUGUCUACUUUUAGGGUUGUGUAUAAUUAUACCCUGACGGGUUGGUUGGUUGGAUUAGCCUUUGGCAUCAGUCUGGAUGUUCUUUCCCUCCUAGAAGCUGCUUGCCUAUUAUGCUACUUACUGAUAAGAAAACUAGGUUCCAGUUAUUCAUAUCAUUUGUUUGGAAUGAUAUAUAUGUUACUCAAUAAUUCUGACUUGAA
Messenger RNA from Triticum aestivum (bread wheat), 3205 nucleotides. Its product is annotated as kinesin-like protein KIN-14J. The record is from RefSeq and is a predicted model, not a curated record. NCBI's taxonomy places the organism in Eukaryota, Viridiplantae, Streptophyta, Magnoliopsida, Poales, Poaceae. The transcript has 13 exons. Bases 209 to 2818 code for a protein of 869 amino acids. Gene Ontology annotation, biological process: microtubule-based movement. Gene Ontology annotation, cellular component: microtubule cytoskeleton. Gene Ontology annotation, molecular function: ATP binding; microtubule binding; microtubule motor activity.